GCAGAAUUUUCAGGUGAUAAGUUCAGGGAAAAUUCGCCCAAAAGAAAUAAUCUCUCUCCGUCUCUCUCUCUGUCUUUUAACUUUCUAGAGAAAAAAUUGUUUCUUGAUUGAGAUUGAGAGAGAGAUUAGAAAUAAGUAGUCGUGAUGGAUCAGAUUAUGAACAAGGUGGGCUCGUAUUGGAUCGGCCAAAGAGCCAACAAGGAGCUCAAUUCAGUUGGUAGUGAUAUCAGCUCACUGGGAAGCAGCAUUGAAGGUGGAACGAAAUGGUUGGUUAAUAAAAUUAAAGGAAAAAUGCAAAAGCCGUUGCCUGACCUGCUAAAGGAGUAUGAUUUGCCAGUUGGAAUUUUCCCCAGAGAUGCCACCAAUUACGAGUUCAAUGAAGAGACACAAAAGCUUACUGUCUUUAUCCCAGCAAUUUGUGAAGUUGGUUACAAGGACUCGUCUAUCUUGCGUUUUAAUACCACUGUUACUGGAUAUCUGGAGAAAGGGAAGUUCGCAGAUAUAGAGGGGAUGAAGACAAAGUUUGUUCUUUGGAUGAAAGUGACCUCCAUCGCAUCUGAGGGAUCAAAGCUCCAUUUUAUGGUCGGGAUGAAGAAAAGCAGGAGUAGGGCAGCUUACGAGGUUCACAGAGAUGGAGUAAGCGUAGAUAAGUUCUGAUAUCGUUUUAAUGCUUUUGACGCAAGUAUUGUAAUUGUUAUGAGCUGUAACUCCUUUGUCAAUACCUUAUGGAACCAUACGUGCUAGCCUAUGUGAUUGGUUUCAGUAAGUACACAGACCGGUUUAUCAAAUCUUAACUGUUUCCUGUUGAUUUUUACUAUUA
Pistacia vera is the source of this 820-nucleotide messenger RNA. RefSeq lists its product as uncharacterized. The record is from RefSeq and is a predicted model, not a curated record. NCBI's taxonomy places the organism in Eukaryota, Viridiplantae, Streptophyta, Magnoliopsida, Sapindales, Anacardiaceae. Bases 145 to 657 code for a protein of 170 amino acids. The transcript has 3 exons.